Messenger RNA from Candidula unifasciata, 975 nucleotides. The record is from the annotation of a GenBank genome assembly. NCBI's taxonomy places the organism in Eukaryota, Metazoa, Mollusca, Gastropoda, Stylommatophora, Geomitridae.
AUGGCACAACGUACAUACAUCUCAGAGAUUCAUGUACCUAUAAAGAAAGAUGACAUGAGUUUCCAGGACAGGCAGAUCAAACAAUGGGGAGACAUGGAAAGCCGGAUGCAGGAACGCAGAAAGUUAUGGGAGGAAGAGUUUGAAAGAAUGCGCCAAGACUUCUUCACAUUGAAACCCACAGGGAAAUCGCCACAGAGUUUGACCUCAAUGAACCUUGACACGGGGAUACGCAGUAUGUUUGAGACGGAUACUGAUGGGGUUCAAAGGUUCAGAGUUCGCUUUGAUGUCAGCGAGUUCCAACCUGAGGAGAUUCAGGUAAAAGUGCAAGAAAAUAAACUGAUUGUCAACGCCAGACAUGAAGAAAAAUCUGCCCAGACAUCUGUUAGCAGAGAGUACAGCCGCCAAGUGGACAUUCCUAGCAGUGUUGACCAAGAGAAGAUGCAGUGUGUUCUCAGUAAAGAUGGCAUCCUGAGUGUAGAGGCAUCACUGUUCCAAUCCUCCAUCACUAGCAGUGAAGCCAUAUUCCCCAUCAAAUCGUCUCCAGUGAAGUCUCUAGACAUGGCUACCCCGGUCAAAAACCCAAUUAUCACCGAAGCUGAUGGCUCCCGGAAACUUCGAUUACAGGUUGACAUUGGAGAGUUCCGCCCUGAAGAUGUUGUAGUUAAAACAAUGGAGAGAAAGUUGAUUGUUCAUGCUGAACAUGAAGAGAAAUCUUCUGGGAGAACACUGCAUAAGGAAUUUAACAAAGAAUACGAUCUGCCUGAAUCUGUGGACCCAGCCACUAUACAGGCAUAUAUUGCAGACGACAAAAUACUGACAAUAGAAGCACCAUUGAAACCUGCCCAGAGGAAGCUGUAUUCCGUUACACAGAGCCAAGAUGUCAGAAAAGUUGUGGUUACCAAAGAGUCAUCGGUUACCAUUACAGAUGGUCAGAACAGACCGGUUGUUACCAUCAGUGUGCACAGAAAACAAUAA